Messenger RNA from Penicillium cataractarum, 792 nucleotides. RefSeq names its product transferase hexapeptide domain protein. Gene Ontology annotation, molecular function: dynein complex binding. The transcript has a single exon. Gene Ontology annotation, cellular component: dynactin complex. NCBI's taxonomy places the organism in Eukaryota, Fungi, Ascomycota, Eurotiomycetes, Eurotiales, Aspergillaceae. The record is from RefSeq and is a predicted model, not a curated record. Gene Ontology annotation, biological process: mitotic spindle organization. Bases 1 to 792 code for a protein of 263 amino acids.
AUGGCAACCCUUAAACCCCCUCCAGCGUCGCAUCGCUCAUCCUCAUCCUCGCAUACCCCAACCGGUCCACCAAAAGCGCCCCUCAAAGUGGAUCCCUCGGCCACCAUCGCAGACACGGCCGUCUUCCAGGGAACCUACCCCGUAACCGUCGGCGCGGGGACGGUCAUUCACCCACGCGCGCGGUUCUACGCCUUCGAAGGCCCUAUUUUCGUCGGCGACGGGUGCAUAAUCAGUGAAAAGGCAAUUAUCGGAGCUGCGCCGGGUACAUCAGCGUCGACGAGGCCGUCACCGUCUUCUUCAACGGGUCCAUCUCCUACAUCCUCGUCUACGGACGUCACGCUAUCCACGCCGCAAAUACAAGGACAAGGCCAGGGACAAGAAACAGCUACGCGUAUUUCUUACUUUGUCACCAUCGGUCCGCACUCUACGGUACUUCCUGGCGCAAACGUCCAUUCCUCCGCUACAAUUGAAUCCCUGGUCACGAUAAACCGAUACGCCGACGUUGGCGCACACUCCAAGAUUUGUUCCGGUUGCCAGGUCCCUGUCAACGGGUCUGUUCCAGAGUGGACGGUUGUCUUCGGCUCUGGAGUUGGACAACGGCGGAAAAGAGCGCGUAUUGCGAGAGAGCCCGCACCGGCGGUUAUGGUUGCGGCUCAGGUCGCGCAAUUACCUGUCCCACCGCCUGCCCCGGAGGGGAAAAUCAUUGAGGAUGCGAGGUUGAUGGUCCUUCAGAAGGAGAGGGAGGUUUUGGGAAGGAUGAUCGUGCCUGCUGGGGCUGGGAAAAAGAAAUAG